Vidua macroura (Pin-tailed whydah) is the source of this 10116-nucleotide messenger RNA. RefSeq names its product Ras association (RalGDS/AF-6) and pleckstrin homology domains 1 (gene RAPH1). Gene Ontology annotation, biological process: signal transduction. Gene Ontology annotation, cellular component: plasma membrane; cytosol. NCBI's taxonomy places the organism in Eukaryota, Metazoa, Chordata, Aves, Passeriformes, Viduidae. The record is from RefSeq and is a predicted model, not a curated record.
GGAGCCCGGAGCGGCGGCGGUGCUGGGGCGGCGGCGGCGUGUGGGGAGCGGCGUCUCCGCUGCUGGGCAGGGACGCGCCUCGGCCGCCGGGCGGAGGCGGUUCCGCGCUCGGCGGAAACAAGGAACGGGAAAGGAAGGGAGCGGCGAAAGGAACCGGUAUCGGCGGCCACCAUUAGUGGAGACAGGAGGAGCAGCAGCGGCAGCCGCCGAGGGGGUCUGCGGGCGGAGCGGACCCGGGUGCCGCCGCCGGCAGCGAGCGGGAGCGAACCCGGCGCCUCGCCCCUCUGUUCUGUGGGGCGUCGCCGCUGCCUGCCGGGGCUCCCCCGGAGCCGAGACGAGAUGGAGCAAUUGUCAGAUGAAGAACUUGACCAUGGUGCAGAAGAAGAUAGUGAUAAGGAAGAUCAGGAUCUCGACAAGAUGUUUGGGGCCUGGCUGGGUGAACUGGACAAACUCACACAGAGUUUGGAUGCAGACAAGCCUGUGGCACCAGUGAAGAGGUCACCUCUCCGCCAGGAAACCAAUCUUGCUAACUUCUCAUAUCGCUUCUCCAUGUACAAUUUGAAUGAAGCCCUGAAUCAGGGGGAGACUGUGGAUCUGGAUGCCCUCAUGGCUGAUCUCUGUUCCAUAGAGCAGGAGCUCAGCAGCAUUGGCUCUCAUUCAGCAAACAAUGCUGCAGUGAAACGCCUUGCCACAGAACCCAAAACUCAGAAACCACCUGCUAGUCGACCUUCCACUAAGCACAGCAGCGUGAAAGGAUUGUCCUCCUCUGCUAAGGUGACUAAACCAUCGCAUGCCAACGUGUCUCUGGAUGACAUCACUGCACAGUUAGAGAAGGCCUCCUUGAGCAUGGAUGAAGCAGCCCAGCAGUCUGUUGCAGAAGACACCAAGCCAGUGGUUACUGCCCAGCACAGGAGGACAGCAUCUGCUGGCACAGUGAGCGAUGCUGAGGUGCGCUCCAUUAGUAACUCCUCCCGUUCCAGCGUGACCUCGGCAGCUUCCAGCAUGGACUCCUUGGAUAUCGAUAAGGUGACGAGACCUCAGGAGCUGGACUUGACAUCACAAGGGCAACCAAUCACUGAGGAGGAACAGGCUGCUAAACUGAAAGCUGAGAAGAUCAGGGUUGCAUUAGAGAAGAUUAAAGAAGCACAAGUGAAAAAGUUGGUGAUCAGAGUCCAUAUGUCUGAUGACAGCUCAAAAACAAUGAUGGUGGAUGAGAGGCAAACAGUGAGACAAGUAUUAGACAAUCUGAUGGACAAAUCACAUUGUGGCUACAGUUUAGACUGGUCAUUAGUGGAAACCAUCUCUGAAUUGCAAAUGGAAAGGAUCUUUGAAGAUCAUGAAAAUUUAGUUGAAAAUCUCUUGAACUGGACAAGAGACAGUCAAAACAAACUAAUGUUCGUGGAACGUAUAGAGAAAUACGCACUUUUCAAGAAUCCACAGAACUAUCUUCUGGGGAAGAAAGAAACCUCUGAGAUGGCAGACAGAAAUAAAGAGGUGCUACUAGAGGAAUGUUUCUGUGGAAGUUCUGUAACUGUGCCAGAGAUUGAGGGAGUUUUGUGGCUGAAAGAGGAUGGUAAGAAGUCUUGGAAGAAACGUUACUUCCUUCUUCGGGCUUCUGGAAUCUACUACGUCCCUAAAGGGAAGGCGAAGGUCUCACGGGAUCUUGUGUGCUUUCUACAGCUAGACCAUGUCAGUGUUUACUAUGGACAGGACUAUCGGAACAAAUACAAGGCACCCACAGACUAUUGUUUAGUGCUAAAGCAUCCUCAGAUCCAGAAGAAGUCCCAGUAUAUCAAAUAUCUUUGCUGUGAUGAUGUAAGAACUCUACACCAGUGGAUCAAUGGCAUCCGCAUUGCUAAGUACGGGAAGCAACUAUACAUGAACUAUCAGGAAGCAUUGAAGAGAACAGAAUCAGCAUAUGACUGGACCUCUUUGUCUAGCUCCAGUAUCAAGUCAGGCUCCAGCUCAUCUAGUUUGCCAGAAUCUCAAUCAAAUCAUUCUAAUCAGUCUGACAGUGGAGUUUCUGACACCCAGACAGCUGGACAUGUCCGUUCCCAAAGCAUUGUCAGCUCCAUGUUCUCUGAGGCCUGGAAACGAGGCACUCAACUGGAGGAAUCCAGCAAGGCCCGAGUGGAGCCUGCAAGUCGGCCCUUCGUGUCUGUCGCAGCUCCCGUGUCCCCGCAGACGAAAGCGGUGACGCCCUACACAUCAUCGCAGCCGUCCCCGCCGCUGCCACCGCCCCCGCCCCCGCCCCCUCCUCCCCCGCCGCCGCCGCCGCCGCCGCCCCCGCCCCUGCCCAGCCAGGCCGCCCCGUCCGCGGGCUCGCCCGCCACCAUGUUCGUCAAGUACAGCACCAUCACCCGGCUGCAGAACGCGGCCCAGCACGGCGGCCCUUUUUCCAAAGCCCCGGCUGCACAGCAGGCCCCGCCGCCGCCCCCGCCCUCGGCAAAGCCUCAGAUCCUGGUGCCCCCCAACGGGGUCAUGCCGCCCCCCCCGCCCCCACCGCCGCCCCCCACCCCGGGCUCGGCCAUGGCACAGCUGAAGCCGGCACCUUGUGCCCCCUCUGUGCCACAGUUCACGCCACCACCACCGCCCCCCAAGAUACAUCAGGUUCAACCAAAUAUAAGCCAGGCCGCUGUUUCCAACUCGUUGCCACCACCGCCUCCUCCUGUGCCUGUCCCACCACCACCCCAGGCACCCCCAAAGCCUGUCAUGGCAGCUCUGCCCCCUCAGCCUAGUGGGAAGGCAGCGUCACCGGGGGUCACACACGUCACUCCCCCUGUGACUGCACCCUUGCCACUUGCAAUAAAGAAACAACCAAGUGUCACUUCUCCCCAGGUGCCUCCUCUGCCCCCAGCCCCUCCUGGCCCCAUUCCCCCUGCAACAUUCCCAAAGCAGCAGAGUUUCUCAGUAAAGCCUCCUCCAUCCCCUCAGUCCCCAGUGCCGUCGGUGGUGAAGCAGAUAGUCAGCCAGUUUCCCCCUCCUCCCACGCCACCUGCCACUGAGCCCCAGCCCCUGAAACCCCUUCCACUGAGUGUGGCUCCACAGUCACCUCCAGCAGUGAAGGCAAAGCCCAAAUGGCAGCCUGCUGCUGCUCCUUCACCAGAUUUCCCCCCUCCUCCACCAGAGAGCAGUUUAGUGUUUCCUCCUCCACCUCCUUCCCCAGCUUCCUCUGCAGGUUCUCCCCCGCCUGACAAAUCAGGGUCUCCUGUCAAAAAGGCCGGCAAGACAUCAAGCCCUGGAGGGAAGAAACCACCUCCAACACCUCAACGCAACUCCAGCAUCAAGUCCACAAGCUCCACUGAGUACCAUGAGUCCAAGAGGCCUUCAGUGGACCGCCUUGUCAGCAAAUUUGCACACACCCCAGAGCCGUCAGGAUCUCCUUCCAAGGAGUCAUCACCUCCUCCAGCCCCUCCAAAGCCAGGAAAGCUCAACCUUUCUGGUGUAAGCCUGCCCAUUGUCCUUCCACAAGGUGGGAUCCCAGCCAAGGCUUCUGCUCCGAGUGUGUCUGGAAAGGAACCUGUGGUUGAAUUCCCUUCACCACCAUCCGAUUCAGACUUCCCACCACCACCACCUGAAACAGAUCUUCCUCCCCCUCCAGUAGAAAUUCCAUCUGUGUUUUCAGGCAGCACCUCGCCAAAAGUUGCUGUUGUAAAUCCCCAGCCACAGGUGUGGUCAAAACCAUCUGUGAAAAAAGCCCCACCACCCACACGCCCCAAGCGGAACGACAGCACCCGACUGACACAGGCGGAGGUUGCAGAGCCCCCGGGGUCAGCUGGCCCACAAGUGCCCACCUCCCCCAAGUCCAGCCUUAGCGUUCAGCCGGGAUUCCUGGCAGACCUCAACCGGACGCUGCAGCGGAAAUCCAUCACCCGGCACGGCUCGCUCUCCUCCGCACGGAUGUCCAGAACGGAGCCCACGGCCACCAUGGACGACAUGGCCCUGCCUCCACCCCCGCCAGAGCUGCUGGCUGACCAGCAGAAGACCAGCAGCUUUGGGGGCAGUCAUAUAUCUGGCUAUGCAACGUUACGGAGGGGGCCGCCCCCCGCACCGCCCAAAAGGGAUCAGAACACCAAGCUGUCACGGGACUGGUAGUCAGUCCCCAGGGCCAGUGCUCUCCAUGACUUGUGGGCUGCUCUGUGAUCUGUCAGCCCAUGAUCCCGUGGAGAGGAUGUGGGGACGUGGAUGAUAGCCCCAUUAAAAGAGGUGAUCUCAAACUGCAGCUAUGGCUAAAUGUAAAGACAUUCCCCUUUCAUGGCUAGGUUAAGAAAUAUGGGGGCUUAGGGGUGUUGAUACUUUAUUGGGAAAAGUGGGUGGAGAGGUGUUGGCUUCAUUCUUUAGUUUCUUUUACCCUUCUUAUGAAUUGGACCAAACCCCCAUUUUCUUACUUUUUCUGCAUUUAGGGGAGGGGGAGGGAGAUAAUUUUUUUGUAGUGUCUGUCCACGUGAGACAUGUUUGUGCAUGUAUUAUAAGUGUAGGUAUAUAAUAUAUUGUGAUAUAUUUCGUCGCAAUUAUAGAAGAUAACCAGAAUGUUUUUGUAGAACCGUAUUUAUUGUUUCAGUCAAUAUAUUAUCUGGAAUCGGACUCUAACUGGUCAAAUCUUACCAUAAAGAUGGAGAUGUAGGGGGCACUUUAAAGAAAGGAAAUAAAAAACCCAAACCCACACACUUUCUCAGCAGUUUGUGGUGGGUAAAUUCUGCAAAGCUGAGGUGUUCGGCUGGUAACUGUACAUUGUGCAUUGGUUGAAAAGUACAGAUACAACAUACCAAAACAUUCUGGUCAUAAUACUACUGAAAAUUAGUAUGUUCAGAGGAAAGAAAUAGAUUUUAUAUAUAGUGGGCUGGAGUGAAAUAUAUUUAUACUAUAAAGAGCCUCCCCCUCCUUUCAAAUAGUUUAAAAAUAUACACUGAUAGAAAUUAUUUCAAACUUAUUUGUCCAUUUAGUUAAGUAGGAUAAAUAUAUAUUAUUCCAAACCAUUAUGCAUUCUAACUGAUAAUAGGCUCAACCAUUUGUUUCUAUGGCUCAAGAUGAAUAUAUUUGUGUUAACCCCUUCUGAAAGCUGCCAGGACUCCUGCAAUCGAAAAUCCUGCCAUCCCCCAAGGCUGACCCACACCGAUCCAUGAGCUGUCCGUGUAACUCUUACUCUGAAUGAACAGGUAGGUUUCUGUAGAAAGUGCUGUGUGCUCACACAGGCAUGCACAGUGUCCAGUCUCACCUGGUCUGGGCCUGGUAAAAUGUAGUGUCUUCAUAAAAACAAGCUCUGGAAAUGUGUGAAGAAAGUAUUGUUUGUAAUUGAUUAGGGAUUGUCAGGAAACUUUUCCUUCUGGAAAGAGAGAAGGGAGCAGCAAUUUCAGGACAAGCUAGUGUAGGAAUUCUCUCUCUUUUCUUUGACCUGCCAGAGACUGUGACCAGUGUAUUAACCUGUUUAUUGCAAAGUUGCACUUCUAGCAGUCAAGGAAGAAGACUGGAAAGAAAACAACCUUAAAGAGGCAAUAGCAUUUGCUAGGAAUUUCAUCUAAGGGCCCAUAUGAGUAGAAAAGACUAUUGGUUUGCUUGGUUUUUUGUUAGUCGCUGAUUUACAGUCGGUCAUCACAUCAAGCAUGACAGUCCUUUUUCUUCAGUAGCUACUUCAGUAGCUUGAUUGUACAGUCUUACCCACAUAUUCAGACCUUGUGAUAAGGUAGUGUAAGUGGUCUUAUGUAUCAUUGCACAUUCCUUGCAGGGUGGUGGGAGAACAGCCUUUGUAAAACAACUAAAAUACUGUAACUACCCCAUCUUCAGCUGUUACAGCUUCUCUUGUCAGCAUGGGGGUACUGUCAAUACAUACUGUCAAUAGGCUCAUAGGGCAAAUAAUUUCACUGUUUGCCUACUUUUUCUCCAAAAGCAUGCUUUAAAUGCUUUCUUUUUCCCAAAGAAUGAAACAAAGACAGCAGCUUGACUUGGCAGUAUCCUCACAUUGUUGUUAAACCAAUAUAAACUAAUCUCUCAUUAAAGUAAUUCAGGAGGAUAGAUUUAAAAAAUAUUUUGACAGUGUCCCCCAUUCCUUUUUUUUAUGAAGUUUUUUUUUUUUAAAGUCCAAAUAAUGAAAUAAAUGUCUUUGUGAAUAUUUUAUGAAUAGGAAAAAAAGUUUUGCUAAUUUGAGGUGGAAAUUACACAUUUAUAACUAUAUAGUUUUAAAUAGGUGCAUCAUGAAAAGAUAAAAAUUAGUGGUGCUUUCUGUGCUGAACUGUUUCAUAUGAUUUUUUAAAAAUCUGUUUCAGCACCUCUGGAAAUUGUUUUAAUAUCUCAGACUAGAUUUUUUGAGCAAUAAGCGUAUGUACCAUUAUGUGCAUUUUUAAAGCACUGCUAUGGAAAGGCACUUUUUUGUAUCUUUCAAAUUGUUCACCAAGUUUUAUUUCUACUAUUUUUGUGCUUACAAAGUGUCCUUAAAAGCAUUUGCAUUGUUGAUUUUAAGCAUGCUCAGUGUAGCUGGUGACUGAGGGUUGUUAAGCUAUACUGCAGUUCAUGGGUGCUGUAAUUUUCAUGUUGGUCCUCCCGCUCGCUGCUUUGUGCUGUGUGCAGCUCCUGGGGCUCAGACACACCAGAGGGCAAAAGGUGCUCGCUACAGCCGUAACUGCUAGGCCCUUAGCCAGGACAGGGAAUUGGGCGCGUUCUCCUGCUCCUGGCAAGAUGCACCUGGGCUGAUGAAACAUGCUCCCAGGUGAGAACAGUUAGGGAAUUCUGCUUGCCCCACCUGCUUUUCUUUUCCCCAAGACAGCCUCACUUGGUGUGUGUCAGUUCCAGGCCUUUUACUUUAGUUCAUUCAGUGCAGGUACCUCUGGGCUUUGGACUCGGCACAUCAGUGUUUUGAGUGCAGUUUCUUCAGAGGCCUUUCACCUUUGUUCUCGUUUUCCUGUGCCCACAUUUAUUUCCCCAGUAUCUGUCUCUAGGCAAUUAAUCCAUCCUUACUACUGCAGGCUGCCCACAGCUUGCUGGGAGACAGCUAUGUAACUCCUAAGUCUGCAGCAAAAAGAAUGAAUGUCAACAAAGGUGGCACCCUGUAUUCCUUCUACUUACAGUUUCCUUCCUAAGGCAGCAGUGAUCAGUGAGUGGCUGCUGCUUGCUGUCUCUCAGCUGAGCAUGGAAAUUUGGCUAGUGUGGUUCAGACAACCUGGUUGCCUUUUCAGGUUAUGAGAUAUCCUCCAUUGUAACUUGCUUUUCCAGUAUAUUUACUGGUUUUGUGACAGUGAAUAUUUUCACCUUAUUUUGCAAGUAAGUUGUUUUCCCCCAUGUGCAAUCAUCUCAUAAUUGCACCAUAAUAUUUAUUAAAUCAGAAAAUUAAGGGGCUGAAUUUCAGACACCCAGGAAGGGGCUUCCUGCUACAAACAUGGGCAGUAAUACUUUUUGCAGUUUUAAAAUGGGCAUGUGAUGGCUGAGUGUUCAGACUCCAGACACAAAAGUGCUUUGAUCCCAAAAUACGCAGAGUGUACGGCUGGAGUUGCGUUACAUGAGGCAGAGCACAGGCUGGCCACUUGUUAAGGGGGUGUCAGGGACCCUGCUGCAAGGGCAGCUGAGAGGGCUUAUCUGUGUUUGUUAAUCUUUUCCACAUUUGGUCUUCAUUUCCCCUCUGCUAUGCAGCGUAGCAUCCACCUCUGAGUACCAGAGCCCUGUUCAGCCAGAUGUCUGUGCCUGCAGCCCAGGUGUAGAAAGCAGGGAACUAUUCUCAGACACUUAUAUCACCAUUCGGAUGUUGGGGAGUUGCUUUGAAAGGGAAAACUAGGCUCUUCUAGCAGUACUAAGCUUAGAUGAGAAAUUACUUUUAAAACCUAAAGAAACCACAGGUUCUAAACAAACCAUAGGUAACAUGUUUCAGGUGGCUAUGCUAGGGGUCCUGUUUAGUCUUUUAACACCUGUAGCUGGGAGAGGAAGUUAGGCACAAGUGUCUGAAUAAUUCUCUUAUUUGUUUCCUGUUGCACCCUGCACAGUGGUUUCCUCCUGUGGCAAACCACCCCUGACUGCUCUGACUUGGUAAUGACCUCAAAGCCAAAGAGCUCCUCUCCUGAGCUUACUCUGCAGUUAUUGCAGGGCAACAGUGAGUGACACAUCAGGGAAACAAAGUGCUGGUACCUGGAUUAUUUGCUUUCAGGUCUGAGGGGAGAGGAAGCAGUUUUUUCAACAAGUGCAUUUUAACAUUUACUGUUCUUGGCUUGCACAUUUAAAGGUUUUCUAAUUCCUUCUUUCUGUGCCCUUAGUCAACCAGAUAAAUCAUAUCAGCUCAGAGAUAAAAUGUGGCCAGUUUUCCUCUCAGUUAAUUUUUUUUCCCACAGUUUAAUGAACCAAAAGUGCCAUUUCAACAUCAGAAGGGCAAAAAGAAAUUUUCUGCUUUUUACAGGAAACAGCAUAGAACCAAAUUGUUUUGCUACAGUGGUACUAUUGCAGGUAAAUUUGUUUCUUAUUCAAAAUAAGAUUAUAAGUGGGUCCUAAUAUGAGUAUUAUUUCACCUAGUGUCGUGUUAAAAUCAGUUGCACUCCAGAACAGUAGUACGAAUUCCUGGCAGAAGGUAGUGAGGAUGAAGCCAGAACAUGGGAGUUUGGUUGGUUGCUGGGUUUUUAUUUUCCUUUUAGCAUUACUAAGGUGUAGAUUACAUACUCAGUCACAAGUGCUCCUCAACUGCAGGUGAGUUGUACUACUUUGGGGCCCAUUUGUGGCACCUGGUGUUGAGCUCUGCAUUCAUUCCCUUGCACCACUGGGGCAGACUCCAAACCAGAGAGGAUUUAACACUACAAGGGAUAGUUUCUCUUGGAUUUUUUUCCCACAUGCUGGUGGGGUUUUAAACUUUAUUUUGGAAUUCUGAGUUUGUCUAAGCUGAGUAAUUUUCCUUUCUGAAUUUUCUUUCCUUCAAUUAAAAAAUGCCCAUGAAGACUGACCAAACCAGGGUUUUGUUGUAGGGGCAGCACUCACUAAUACUGUGACACAGGCUUGGUCUAGUUUUGAGCAGUUUAAAACACUAAAUUGCAAAUGAGAUGAAAAACACAUGCUAAUCCAGCACCAUGUAAAUUACUCUAAUUGCUACUAACCAACCACAGGGAAAAGAGUGACUUGGGUAAUGAUCAUUUGGUGCUCUGAGGCACUCGGUAGGGCAAGGACUCAGUGAGCUCUCUGCUCAGCAGAUGGAUCUUGGGUAAAGGUGAGUUAGAGAAGGUAGAAGACUUGGAGGAAAUGAAUGAGAAGGACCUUCAGUACCAGAUUGUGGACACUACCCCCCCUUAUUUAAAUGCUUGAAGGCAACUUGUAUUUUAGGAGAUUUUUGGAAUUCAAACAUUAGCUGCAGUGGAAAAUAAUUUCCUUCCAGCUUUCCCAAGAUGCCAAAGAUGCAUUCUGAGCUAAAUUCCAGGUAUAUAGAUAUGUGUACACCAGUCUCUUUUUGCCAGGGGUCUCAUACUGCUGAUCUCUAGCACAUGUCUGGUGAGAGAACAGGGUGCCACUCAUAGAUGUUGUGUGUCCCUUGCCUUUAACCAACACUGGGAACUGGGUACACACUUGCAAAGGACAGUUUAGCAAAGCUGUGCCCAUGGCACCCUGCUGGCUGAUUUGGUGCAGCACAAUAGCGCUUGUACUUCUAAAAGAAAACCUAAAUGUUUUGUCAUAAGUUGUAAUUGGAAAUCUUAGGCCUCCUAGUGGACUGCAGUGGACCAGAAAUGAACUGGAGCAGCAGUUUGGUCUAUGGCUUACACUAAUUGUUACCAGUCACUGGGAAUAUUCUGUUUAAUACUGGAGAUGCAAGUGUAAGAAGUGUCAUUGCAAUGAUGAUUUGUCUGUGCAGCAAACUUGUGCUGAGUGCUGUAAAUACAUUCAUGUUUACUGCUUUAAAAAGAAAAUUGCACAUUUUAUCUUUCAAUGGGAUUGCCUCCCCUCUUCUUCCCUUUCCAAACAGAAAAAAAAAAUCAAAGCUCUUUUAGACUGAUAGCAUCAUGUUGGGGGGAGCUUUGCCAUAUUAUAAAUAUAUAUAAAUAUAUGUAUAAAUAUACUUUUUUAAGCAUGAGAGAGGACAAAAGAAAUACUACAUUAUAGAGUACCCAAUAUAGAUCAUUAUACAAUGGAAUAUGCACAAUUCAAUAAAGAUGUAGUUAAAUUUAA